CGGUUGAGCAUACAUGGCGCACAAAAAACCGCCACGAAACUAAAAUGGCAUAUAAAAUUGUGCGAACACAUUGAACAUUAGCAGUACUUUGUUUGUCCUCAAAUGAAAACAUCAUCAACAUUGGAUAGUGUGUGGUUGUGCAGCGUGUGUGCACCGCGUACCAGCAACAGCGCUCCGUCAAUAUACCCAACUCAAUGUACGCCCAGUGCAAAAAAAAAGACAGCAACCAUUCAAACAAUUUAGUUAUUCGUAAACUGCGUUUAUGGCAACUUCAUUAAAGGAGUGUGAGCAUCACAAACGCUUUGACAAUAAGUUGUGAAACGACACGAAAAAUAUUAACAACACCCGACUAUACAAAGUUGUGCGUCCCGACUUAACUUUGCCGUAUGAUAUAGACAAGAAGCUUCUAGUUGAUUCUCAUUUCAAGCCACAUGGGUGACAUGUAUAUAUGCCAAAGAAACUUAUGGAAGCCAUAAAAAUAAAAACCAAAGCGAUUAUACAGUGUUAUAAAAAAUAAAAUUCAGAGAGAAAGCAAAUCAACAGAGUGAGAGAUAAUAAGAACAUUUUUUAUAUGAAUUUGUGAACUUAUUAACGUUACCGCAGUGACACCAUCACAUAUUGAAAAUUCACCGACUGAAUACUGUGAUAAAUGUACAGCGACAGACUUCAUGAUAUCUUGAUCAUUGUCACGUGAAAAUUUGUAUCAUAAAUAGUGUUCUUAGACUGAGAAAUUACGCAUUAAUUUAAAGAAAUUAGUUGGAUGUGCGUGCGUGUGUAUUUGUUUUGCGGUGAUCGAAAUUCGAAUAAAAUAAUUCAAUGAUAAUGAUUUCGAAUAUGGAAACAAACGAUACAACCAUUAAGAGCACAAGAAAUCCAUAUGUUGACAUCUUUGUGGCCAUAAUUACGGUACCAACACUAAUUCUGCUGGCUUUGCUGUUGGAUGCAAACAUUUCAAGUGACAAUGAUUCGCCGGCUGAGACUCGCUCAACGUUUAUCGUGUUGAUUUUCGGAUUUGCAUUUUUGGUUUUGAGUUCGCUUGUCUGUGGAUGUAUAUUACACAAAAUGAAUAUUUGUGCUUGGAAUCAUCGACAAUAUGAGGAAGAAGUCAUUUCAGCAGCGAAUCGUUCCAAUUCCAUCGAUUGUGUACAUGUAAUUGAUUUGCCGCCGACGUAUGAGGUUGCCACGAAACAAGGAAACUUUCCAGCAUUGUCAUCGUUUUUAAAGCCACCGCCAACAUAUGAAAUGGCUUGUAGUACUGAAAAACUUGCCCAAAGCAACUCCACCGGUACCAUCCAUCACAUUUGAUGCUUGUGGUUAGCGACACAACAUUUAUAACUGAACUUUUUAUUUUUGUAUUUAUAAAUUUACGAGGAAAAAAGAAGAUGAUUUUGUAGCAUGGUUUCUCCUUUGCCUGAAAUUUGUAGUUUUAGAAAUUUUUGUAUGAAAUGUGGAAAUCGGCAGAUGAAAUGAAUGUUUCGAUAUCCGACACAUUCAAUCAAUGGAAACGAAAUUAUUGAACAUCGAGCUUAAGUUAUGGAUAUAUGUUUGAUUCAUGUAGUUAGCAUGUGAUAAUUCAACGGAAACGAACAUUUGGUAAUAUCGUGCAUAUUAUUCUGAUAGCAUAGCAACGUUUAGAGUAAAAGAAGACUGUCACAGAUGAGUGUUCAUCACUUAAUCAAAAAAAGUAUUAAUCAAAUAAAAAAAAUUGAUAGAUGUGGAAAAAAACGGAAAUCAAUCGAUGAGCACUUGA
This is a messenger RNA of Contarinia nasturtii (swede midge), 1750 nucleotides long. RefSeq lists its product as uncharacterized. The transcript has 2 exons. The coding region runs from base 817 to 1305 and encodes 162 amino acids. The record is from RefSeq and is a predicted model, not a curated record. Lineage: Eukaryota; Metazoa; Arthropoda; Insecta; Diptera; Cecidomyiidae.